CGCCACGCCUACCACGUACCUGUGGAAAUCCUAUGUCUGAGAAAGGAAGGACAGUCCCCGACUUACGUGUGGGUUUCGGUUCCCGAGGCUCGUUCAUAAGUCGAGCAGCUCGUCUGCAGGUGUAACGUGGAGAGCAUUGGAAAAGUGGUUUACGCUCAGAACUACAAUGCCAGCGAACUAAACUCGAGUCCACUCCCGACCAAAGUAAACAGUGGUGAGUUGCCAUUGGAGAGGCACGUGACUGUCACGUGCCUCUCCAAUGGCAACUCAAACCAGGCCUGGUUUGACAAGAACGUUCUGGUGCAUGGCCAUGAAGAUAAUCCUCUAUUCAUAUUAUUUGUUACUGAGUGUACAGGCAUUAGUUGUCCAGACCCCAAGCAAAGUCGCCGUCCAGUCUGGCGAGACCGCGUUCCUGAGCUGCCAGUAUACUUGCAACACAGUCGGUGUGACAGACACCGUGGUAGAAUGGUCGAGAGACUCUGGAUCACGGAGUGAGAAGGUGCUGGUGAACGACGGCUCGAUUCGGCGCUACAACCCAAGGGCCGAGUGGCAGGGCAGCACUGAGAGCUGCAAGGCGUCCAUCACAAUGGCCAGCGUCGAAACGUCGGAUACCGGCUCGUACAAGUGCGAUGUGCUACUGCUGCCCAUGUAUAACGAAGGUCAAAGCUCGCUGCAACUUUGGGUGUCGAAUCGCCCAGAGGGGACUACAGCUAUUCCCACAGCAACCUCAAGCAAUACCGCAUUAUCCAGCUGGACAGAACCACCACCGACCUCGGUCAACAACAUACCCGUGAUCAUCGCAGUGUCAGUGAUCCUGAUCGUUGUCGUUGUCAUUGUGGUCGUUUUGGUUACCGUGUGCCUCAGGCGCAAAGGCAAAAAACAGACCCAACGAAGAAAUGCUGAUAAAAUGAAGAGAUUGGAUGAAGCAGCUACCCUUGCUCCAGAUACCAAAACAGAGGAACGAAGAAAAAGCGGGGAAAACGAAGAAUCACAAAGUAUGGAAAUGAAAUCUUUUGAAGACUUUUGAAUGGAACACAUAAUUUAUGCACUGAAUAUUUCCAUUUCUACAGAAUAAUUAUAAUUAAAAAAAUAUCGCAUAACGUGUAUUGUGAGAUCGCUGCUCUAAGGGAUGUUGGUCGUCGUGAAGCAACUCCACCCCCCACUGUUUCCCAACCAAAACCACUUUCACGACGGCAGAGCAGCCCGGUCGUGUCAGGGGCGUGGCAUAAUGGAAAUAGGCGGGGCCUAAAAAAGGAAAUUCGUGGAGCAAACGGUAGCUCAACAAAGUGGCGUAUGCAUAAAUGUAUAGCAAGUCAAAUAAUCUACACGCAUGUUUCUAAAUGUGGGAGGAAAAAAAAACGGACACGGAUAAAAUCCAAGUGACCACGAGGAAAAAUGCAAACUACAAAUGGCAUGGUCAGUGGGGGUCGAACCCAGCCCCUCCUACACACCAGGCGACGGAGAUAACGUCUCGCCACCUCGCCACCGAUGGUCUUGAAAUCAGUGAGGGUGGGGCACAGAGUAAGGCAAGUGUUGGUGGAGCCACGCAUUUUGUGAAAAUCCCAAACACGUUGGGCUGCAAGCUUGCCAGGCGAUUGCAAUAGAGCAAGUUGGUUUAUGAAUCAGUAUGCGAGACCAAAAUGUGAGAUUUUAUCCAACUUCUCUUUCUACCUCCCACAUAAAGCCGAAGACUCAUAAAUGGGCUUGGCCAAACAUGCCAAUUGAACAGGACUGACUACGCAGCGGUUAGUGCACUUCACUGUGAACACAGCCAUGAACAUGAGUUCGAUUCUGGACCACGGUUUGCACCAAUGGGGAGUGACGUUAAUCUGUCCUGUGCACCUCCCUUCACCAAGCAGCAUUGACCAAGGUGAAUAUUGCUUUCUGUCGCACCUCCAGUCCCUCUCUCACGUUGAACUUUGCCGUCAGAUCAACAUUGUCAGAAUCUAAAUAGAUAUUUUUUUAUUCUCUCGCCGGCCCCUCCAUGUCCUUACAAAGUUCAAUGUGUGCGCGUUACAAAUUACAUUAAUGAACAAAUGAACAGCGUGGUGAUGGAGUACGGUCAAAGAACCAACAUGACCGAUAUCGCACGGGGACGCCUUCAUAUCACAGUGGCUUAAUAAAGGGCUGAUUGGCAAUGAGAAUGAUGAGAUGCAUCUUGAUGCUUCAUGAAGACACUUUGUGUUGUAUUGGCUAUAGCUACCCAAAGACUAGAGCAAAACUCAAGUCGCUCUCAAACAAUAGCAGUCGUUUACCUCUUGGUCGCCAUGGAAUAUGUAAAUUCCACAUUUCAAUGUCUGAAGGUGAUGACAACUCAUGGAAAAGUUAUUCUUGUAUCAAGCCAUGUGUCUAAUUCUAGCAUACAGUAUGUAAGUUGAAAUUACAUAAGUACACCAAUUCCCAAGCUUGGUCAAGGCAGAAAAGCAACAGAAAAAGUCCAAAACCAAAUCAAGGCAACACAGUCCCGUGAUAAAAUUGCACAUUACAAUUAAAAGUCACCAAUAACAUGUGGUUAUACCUGCUUGAGAAUGUUUUGAAAGAAGCUUUACGGUGCUAAGGGAGGAAACGUUCCAAAACGUUGGUGCUACAAUGGAAAAGGCUUAAUUUAGAGGGCAUCCAUGUUGGUUCGGUAAUUUAGCGGAUGUCCAUGUUGAUGUGUUUUAGCCAACGUGACGGUGGCAUCCUUAUCCUACCGGUGUUAAGGUCUCUUUCCCACCUGCUCGGCUAUUUUGUUCCUUGUCUCGUACAAUAGCGCUGGCUGCUGUCUACAAAGUGCAACUACAAGGAACGGCAGUGUACACGUCGAGGGACGACAGUACGGUAUUUACGAGCGAUAAAACAUCUCGGCAAAGCUCAUGCAGGGGGCCAUCUGGAAUCCCCAGGGACCUGCGAGUAGGUUCCAAUAGGGGGGCGUGGCGAGGGCGGAUCAAGACCACGCCGGGAGCAUAAGAGGGGGCCCUGAUCCCCUCGCCGUGCUGUUGGUUCGUCACCACCGUCGCCGCCGUCUUCACCAUCACUGGGCGUCGCGAGUUAGCCUGCCAACUGUUCUAGCUAGAGCCGCCGACAAUAGACGGCUGUGUACAUAUAUAGUGUGCACCUACGUAGGGUGCGUUUAGCACCCAUUGUGAGUAAAGAAUAAGAGGUGCCUCCAGUAUUACUGUCUCCGACAUGCGUCACUACACUUGUAAUGUAUACUCUUUGGUUCUAUUCGGUAAAGUCACGUAUGAAUAGAACCAGAGUAUGGAUCCUUGCAGUCACGAAAGCUUCAAAUCUAGAACUUGUAAUGUAGUUGUGCAUGUCCACAAGAGGGCAUCACGUGAAUUGUGCACAUCCUUUAGCCCUGACCCUAAUAUGUAAUUAACAGUCACCUCAACCAUAUACUAAUCCCUAACUCUAAACCCGAACUCCCUAAAAGUAACCCUAAUAAACCAUAACCCUAUUCCUAACCACUAAACCCUACCCCAAUCCUUCAACCAAUCGGAGGCGGUAGAGGACGUGUGAAUUGCAGUGACACCACCAGAAUGUGCAUGGAUAGAAAGUUCAUGUCCUGUUUGAUGGCUUGGACUUCACUUAUUAAAACAAAUUGAGUGAAUCAAUAACGUCAAUGGGUAAUGAUAAUUCACAUGUAAACAUCCAAUUAUAAUUUGGUGUUUACAUAUGAAUUCAAUAAAUGUAACUGUUGGAUUCCUGGAAGUGACAGUUUUCCAUGUACUUUAACUGUUUGACCAAGUGAAAUAAUACAGGUUUUAUACUAGUUAUAACGUUUAUAUCCUUGCAGUUCCAUAACACGUAAUUUACCCUAACAUUUUGCAGUGAAAGCUAGGGUCAUUUUGUGAACAAUGUAAUACUGUUGAGUUUCAAGUCUUGCGAGUUCUGCGGGGACGGUGUUAAAAGUCUGUGGAUGGUAGAGAUUUCUUCCAAUAAUCUUCUCCAGGCACUUGACUCAUGUUCCAGAAAGUUAACUUGAGGAUGACAUCUAUUUUUUUAAUCUAUCCACUUGGUGUGGCAGGUAUUUUAUUGUGGCCGUGUAUGGUUUAAGGUUCUAACAGCGUUAUUCUGUCUUGUUCUAGGGAUUGCCCAUUGUGGUGUGUGUCGCAUUGUCAAUUAUCAUUUAAGACUGAUACAACAUUUUACAAUACUGUCAAGUUAUCUUGCAGAUGUUGUGGAUGCACCCAAACUUUCUUAAACUGUAAUACAACAGAUUGUUGGAUUCUUCA
Messenger RNA from Petromyzon marinus (sea lamprey), 4217 nucleotides. RefSeq lists its product as uncharacterized. Gene Ontology annotation, cellular component: membrane. Lineage: Eukaryota; Metazoa; Chordata; Hyperoartia; Petromyzontiformes; Petromyzontidae. The record is from RefSeq and is a predicted model, not a curated record.